ACAGUAAAACCAGAGGGCAACCUGGUGAAGCCCCAACAGCUAGCAGCUUGUCUAUGCCUGAGCUAAGACAUCCGAGAGAGCGCUGUGCAUGACGGGAGUAGGCGGCGGGGCUUCUGGGAAAUGUAGUCUGGCGACACCGCCCUGCUCUUCAUUCCUGUAAUGGCUGCUUUCACUCCGGCAGUGUCACGAGUAACCUCUUAGCCUCAUCAUCCGGAAGUUCCAAAGAGAAUUUUUCACGUUGGAUAGAAUUUUACAUAUACCAUUGUUUUCGGCAAGUUAAGUUCAGCCCUUCAGAUCCUGACAUCAUGAAUUCAGUUUCAACACAAUUGAUCUUAGUCCUCACCUCGCUGCUUUUGGUCCUGCCUGUUGUUGAAGCGGUCGAAGCUGGAGACGCUAUUGCACUCUUAUUAGGUGUGGUUCUCAGCAUUACAGGCAUCUGUGCUUGCUUGGGGAUAUACGCAAGAAAGCGAAAUGGACAGAUAUGACUUUGAAGGGCUCUUCUGAACUAGACUUUACCCUGACCUUUGUGCUGUUGAGGCCGAACCCAAGAUUUGAUCUCUCCUGUUCUCAGCAAGAGGGUUACAGUUCGCUGAGAGUUAACACCCUCAGUUAAGACGAUGCUUUCCUGUUCAUACUUGUUUCUUCUACAAUGGGAGCAGAUGGUGUGGAGGGAGGCUCUUAACAACAAAGAGGGCACUAAUAAUGCGGCCCCAUAAUUUGUAUUUGCUGCUUGGGAAGGGGCCAAAGUGAAGAGGGCUUAAGUGUGCCUAAGUAUUAUUUCAAAGUUUCAAAUUGUCAAAGCACAUGGAAUUGGGAGAUGAAAGUAUUUGCUCAGAAUCUAGUAAAACUGCAUUGUUAUUAUAAUCACUGCCUCUUGCAUUCUGGGGAUUCUCUCUCUCUCUCUCUCUCUGUCUCCCUCUCUCUUACUGGGCGGUUGGGUUUUAGAUUUGUUUUGUUGUUGUUACUGUUUUUUUAAUGCUUCUGUUUUUAUCUCCCAAGUUGAUAUUGUACUUAGAUCUUAAUAGCCAAAAACUUUUAUCUCUGAGAAAAAGUUUAAUAAAAAUGUACUAAACAUAUAUAAUACUAAACUGGAGGAAAUAUUUGUUGAAAAAUAACUUUUCAUUACUUGAGUAUCUUCUCCUUUGUGAGAUGUAUUAUAUCAAAUACAUAGCCAUUAUGUGGUCAGUUCA
Apodemus sylvaticus (European woodmouse) is the source of this 1190-nucleotide messenger RNA. It is a transcript of the gene Smim30, whose product is annotated as small integral membrane protein 30. The transcript has 3 exons. NCBI's taxonomy places the organism in Eukaryota, Metazoa, Chordata, Mammalia, Rodentia, Muridae. Bases 306 to 485 code for a protein of 59 amino acids. The record is from RefSeq and is a predicted model, not a curated record.